CUCUCUCCACCACCAGCAACCACGUGCAACCCUCUCUCUACCACCAACAACCGCGUGCAGCCCUCUCUCUCCACCACCAGCAACGUUUGCCUCCACCUCUCUCUCCCCCCUUCUCUCCCUCAAUCGGUACCCCCGGCUGCGACCGCCUCCACCUCCCUCUUCCUCAUUCCCUACCACCACGUUGUGCAGCCUCCGAUUACAGGUAAGACCCCUACAACUAUGCUGUGCAGCCUCGGAUUGAGCCUUACAGUUGGGGAAAUGGAGUCACAACCUAAUGCAGGUGUAGAGAAUCAUAAUGGACACCAGACAAAUCAAAAUGAAGAAACAAUCUCACAUCCAUAUGAUUUCAUUCCAGAAGCACCCAAGGAAGUGAAACCAAUAGUUGGUAUGGUGUUCAUUUCUGAAAAUGUUGCGUAUGAUUUUUACAAUGAAUAUGCUAGAUGGUGUGGAUUUAGUAUACGAAAAGGUUCAACGCGGAAUAGUAUGAAAACAGGUGAAACAAUUAUGCGAAGUUUUAUAUGUUCUAAGGAAGGGUAUCGACAUCGUAAGCAUAUAGAAGCAACAGAUCAUAAAAAGAGACCAAGAGCCAUGACAAGAUGUGAUUGCAAGGCAAAGAUUGUAGUUCACAAGAAUGGAUCAGAUAGAUGGGAAGUUAAGACAUUUGUGGAAGCACAUAGUCACAAUUUAAUGAGUCCAAGCAAGGUUCAUUGUUUACGAUCACAUCGACAUUUUACAGAUUCUCAUAAGGUUGUCAUGGAUAACAUGAGAAAAGCAGGUAUUGGCACAGCUAAAGUGUUAAAUUUUUUUACAAAUGAAGCUGGAGGACCUGAGAAAAUGGGUUUUAUUGAUGAAGAUUUAAUGAAUGCUCUUAAAAUUUAAAGGAGUGACAAAUAU
Molecule: messenger RNA, 894 nt
Organism: Magnolia sinica
Lineage: Eukaryota; Viridiplantae; Streptophyta; Magnoliopsida; Magnoliales; Magnoliaceae
Product: protein FAR1-RELATED SEQUENCE 5-like
Exons: 2
Coding region: 220-879 (219 amino acids)
Source: RefSeq, a predicted model, not a curated record